Messenger RNA from Oncorhynchus masou masou (cherry salmon), 3347 nucleotides. It is a transcript of the gene ddx1, whose product is annotated as DEAD (Asp-Glu-Ala-Asp) box helicase 1. NCBI's taxonomy places the organism in Eukaryota, Metazoa, Chordata, Actinopteri, Salmoniformes, Salmonidae. Gene Ontology annotation, molecular function: ATP binding; RNA binding; protein binding. Gene Ontology annotation, cellular component: nucleolus. The transcript has 26 exons. Gene Ontology annotation, biological process: rRNA processing. The record is from RefSeq and is a predicted model, not a curated record. The coding region runs from base 43 to 2268 and encodes 741 amino acids.
GAUACACGUCACAUCCGUUUUUUGUCAAAGUCGUUGGCAAAUAUGGCAGCGUUUUCUGAAAUGGGCGUUAUGCCUGAGAUCGCCCAAGCAGUCGAGGAGAUGGACUGGCUCCUUCCCACAGACAUCCAGGCAGAGUCUAUUCCGUUGAUCCUGGGGGGAGGAGAUGUCCUCAUGGCGGCAGAGACUGGGAGUGGUAAGACCGGGGCCUUCAGUAUCCCAGUGAUCCAGAUAGUGUAUGAGACUCUGAAGGACCAGCAGGAGGGGAAGAAGGGGAGAACUGCUGUGAAGACUGGUGGAGCAGUCUUCAACAAAUGGCAGAUGAACCCAUAUGACAGAAGCACAGCUUUCGCCAUUGGACCAGACGGACUGUGUUGUCAAAGCAGGGAGUUUAAGGAAUGGCAUGGCUGUCGCUCUACCAAAGCCAUCACCAAGGGGAAGUACUACUAUGAGGUAUCAUGUCAUGACCAGGGCCUGUGUAGGAUCGGCUGGUCUACCAGCCAGGCAGCUUUGGACUUAGGUACCGAUAAAUAUGGCUUUGGAUUCGGAGGAACUGGGAAGAAAUCUCACAACAAACAGUUUGACAGUUAUGGAGAGGAGUUCACCAUGCAUGACACCAUGGGAUGUUACCUGGAUCUAGACAACGGACUCCUCUCCUUCUCCAAAAACGGUACUGACCUGGGCUUGGCGUUUGAGAUCCCAGCUCUUCUGAAGAACCAGCCCUUCUUUGCUUCCUGUGUUCUCAAGAAUGCAGAGCUGAAGUUUAACUUUGGUGCGGAGGAGUUUAAGAAUCCUCCCAAGACGGGCUUCGUAGCGGUGGACCAAGCUUCUGAGGGACAUGUGGUCAAAUCCAGCCAGACAGGCAGUGUUAAGGUGUCGGAGGUGAAGUCGGCUUCCUGUGGGCCCAAAGCUCUGAUCGUUGAGCCGUCUAAAGAGCUUGCUGAACAGACCCUCAACAACGUUAACCAGUGUAAGAGAUAUGUGGACAAUCCCAAGCUCAGAGAUCUUCUGAUCAUCGGAGGGGUUCCUGCUAGAGACCAGCUGGCUGUACUGGAACAAGGGGUGGACAUCGUGGUUGGAACACCAGGUCGUCUCGAUGACCUCAUCUCUACGGGGAAACUCACCUUGUCUCAAGUCCGCUUCCUGGUCCUCGAUGAGUGUGACGGUCUCCUUACUGCGGGCUACACCGACUUCAUCAUGAGAAUCUACAACCAGAUUCCUCAAGUCACCUCGGACGGCAAGAGACUGCAGGUCAUCGUCUGCUCAGCAACGCUCCACUCCUUCGACGUGAAGAAGCUGUCGGAGAAGAUCAUGCACUUCCCCACCUGGGUGGACCUGAAGGGAGAGGAUUCUGUCCCUGAGACCGUACAUCACGUGGUCGUACCUGUUAACCCUAAACACGACCGCAGCUGGGAACGCCUCGACCGCAAGAACCACAUCCUGACUGAUGAGGUCCAUGCUAAAGACAACACCAGACCAGGAGCCAACAGCUCAGAGAUGUGGUCUGAGGCCAUCAAGAUCUUGAAGGGGGAGUACACCAUCAGAGCCAUCAGGGAACACAACAUGGACCAGGCCAUCAUCUUCUGUCGGACCAAGAUCGACUGUGACAACAUGGAGCAGUACUUCAUCGUACAGGGAGGAGGUCCAGAUAAAAAAGGCCACCAGCUUUCCUGCGUCUGUCUCCAUGGUGACCGGAAGCCCAACGAACGCAAGACCAAUCUGGACCGAUUCAAGAAACAGGAAGUGAAGUUUUUGAUCUGUACAGACGUGGCGGCCAGGGGCAUCGACAUCCACGGAGUCCCCUAUGUGAUCAACGUGACUCUGCCAGAUGAGAAGCAGAACUACGUCCAUCGCAUCGGCAGAGUGGGGAGAGCAGAGAGGAUGGGGUUGGCCAUCUCUCUCGUUGCCAUGGAGAAGGAGAAGGUGUGGUAUCAUACGUGUGCUAACCGGGGCAGAGGGUGUCACAACACCAGGCUGAAGGAGGAGGGAGGAUGUACCAUCUGGUACAACGAGAAGGAGCUGCUGUCCGACGUAGAGGAACAUUUAAAAUGUACCAUCACCCAGUGUGACCCAGACAUCAAGGUUCCUGUGGACGACUUUGACGGCAAGGUCACCUACGGCAAGCGCAGAGCAGCAGCAGGUGGUAACUAUAGUGGUCAUGUGGCUGCCUUGGCUCCUACAGUUCAGGAACUGGCCAAUCUGGAGAGAGAAGCUCAGACCUCCUUCCUUCACCUGGGGUACCUGCCCAACCAGCUGUUCAAAGCCUUCUGAAAACACACCUGCCGGUGUAGAUACGCAGUUGCACCUGGGCUGACUUCAACCAACUUAACGUCCUGCUUCCUGUCUACACCUACACACACCUACACGCACCUACACACACCUACACGCACCUACACACACCUACACACACCUACACACACCUACACACACCUACACACACACCUACACACACACCUACACACACACAGACUUUAUGUACACACCUGCUGGUCUAGAUACGCAGUUACACCUGGGCUGACUUCAACCAACUUAACGUCCUGCUUCCUGUCUACACCUACACACACCUACACACACACACAGACUUUAUGUACACACCUGCUGGUGUAGAUACGCAGUUACACCUGGGCUGACUUCAACCAACUUAACGUCCUGCUUCCUGUCUACACACACACACACACCUACACACACACACACACAGCCUUUAUGUACACACCUGCUGGUGUAGAUACGCAGUUACACCUGGGCUGACUUCAACCAACUUAACGUCCUGCUUCCUGUCUACACACACACACACACCUACACACACACACACACAGCCUUUAUGUACACACCUGCUGGUGUAGAUACGCAGUUACACCUGGGCUGACUUCAACCAACUUAACGUCCUGCUUCCUGUCUACACACACACACACACCUACACACACACACACACACACACACACACACACACACACACACACACCUACACACACACACACACAGCCUUUAUGUACACACCUGCUGGUCUAGAUACGCAGUUACACCUGGGCUGACUUCAACCAACUUAACGUCCUGCUUUCUGUCUACACACACACACACCUGUUGUGACUGCCUGUACAGUGUGCAGGUCUUCCAAAGAGAAGAGACUAGCGUAGUGGCUAAAAGCUAAACCAACACACCACUGUAGUUGUGAUUUGAGUGCCUGGAGCACGAGCUGUCAGAGCUGAACAAGUCUCUGGUUGGAUACGAGAUGGUCCAGGGUCUGGAGCUGAAGGUUGUGACUAAAAUGAGUUAUUAUUUCCCUUCUAAAGGGUUCAUUUAAUAAAAUGAUUUGAGUUUGAUCUGUUAAAAUAAAGUCAAAUUAAACCGUU